Molecule: messenger RNA, 633 nt
Organism: Acanthosepion pharaonis
Lineage: Eukaryota; Metazoa; Mollusca; Cephalopoda; Sepiida; Sepiidae
Source: the annotation of a GenBank genome assembly
AUGUAUCACAUUUUGCUUCUAUCUAUCUAUCUAUCUAUCUAUCUAUCUAUCUAUCUAUCUAUCUAUCUAUCUAUCUAUCUAUCUAUCCUUAAUAUGCCUAUCAAUGCCUGUCUAUUUCACACUUUAUGUAUGUAUGUAUGUAUGUAUGUAUCACAUUUCGCUUCUAUCUAUCUAUCUAUCUAUCUAUCUAUCCUUAAUAUGCCUAUCAAUGCCUGUCUAUUUCACACUUUAUGUAUGUAUGUAUCACAUUUUGCUUCUAUCUAUCUAUCUAUCUAUCUAUCUAUCUAUCUAUCUAUCUAUCUAUCCUUAAUAUGCCUAUCAAUGCCUGUCUAUUUCACACUUUAUGUAUGUAUGUAUGUAUGUAUGUAUCACAUUUCGCUUCUAUCUAUCUAUCUAUCUAUCCUUAAUAUGCCUAUCAAUUCCUGUCUAUUUCACACUUUAUGUAUGUAUGUAUCACAUUUUGCUUCUAUCUAUCUAUCUAUCUAUCUAUCUAUCUAUCUAUCUAUCUAUCUAUCUAUCUAUCUAUCUAUCCUUAAUAUGCCUAUCAAUUCCUGUCUAUUUCACACUUUAUGUAUGUAUGUAUGUAUCACAUUUCGCUUCUAUCUAUCUAUCUAUCUAUCUAUCUAUCCUUAA